ACAAACAACAUCUCGAGGGAUUUUGCCUACUCAGUGUCAUGACAGGUCAAAUUUUAAAUGUGACCAUAUGAGGACGAGGCAUGCAGAAACAGCAUGCCCUCUCGGCAUGAAAUGUCAAAAGACAGACUGUUGCCUUUCUAUCACUUACAGAAAUAGUGGUCGUACAGUGGAUGAAUUACCAUUCCCUCCAUGCUCCAGCUCGAAUCUAAAAAGCGCUCGAUUGUUCACAAAAAUGGGGAGGAAAAACUAGAGAGGGUAAAAAGAUAGAAAUCCAUUUGUAAGUCUGGGCUGUGGCUAUUUGCAUGGUGAUAAAGGCCCUGAGUGUUCUGCAGUGUCUCAGACAAUAGAGCCUGUGUUUGUUCUUCCCCGGGAUGUGUAAGAAGGGCAGAAAAGGGGAGAGAAGAAGAAGAAAAGGGGAGGUCGUCAGUGGAGGGGAUUAUGCAUUGUGAGAAACACGCGCAUUCGCUUCUGCUAUUGUGGUGACUGAAUUGCUUUCCAGUACCAAGGCAUUUAGUUAAGCAGAUUGUGUUUCUUUACACCCCAUGAUGAUCUCUCUUGACGGCGGUUGGUGACUUGGGGGGACAGCAGAAUCACACAGAACAGAGACAUGAGUAUGCAUACACACCACAUCAUAACAAGAUGGGAUACAGUACUGCCGGGAUCAUGAAUUACUGUGCUGUUGAAUAAAGAAUUGGUAACACUGGACUAGUGAAACUUCCAUCUUGUGUCCAAUAACCAUGGAAAGUGCAGAGGAAAGGCACGGAUGGACAGUAAAAAUGAGCAUGCCCAGUGUUUUGGCCAUGGUUACGGUCUUUUCUAUGAUUCCUGGCGGGGUGCUGAGCGAUAUGAGAGGUACUCAGGGUCUGGAAGCCCAACAAUUGGCCCAGGGGUCCACUCAAAUGCAUCGUCGCCUGAAGAGAGGCUGGAUCUGGAAACAGCUGUUUGUCCCCGAGGAAGAUCCCACUCCUCGCGUUAUUGGCCAGCUCAAAUCUGACUAUGACCGAGGCGAGUUUACCAUCAAGUACAUAUUAUCAGGAGAAGGCGCCGGUGAUGUCUUUGAGAUAGAUGAGUAUUCUGGUGAGAUCCGGGCACUGAAGAAGCUUGACCGAGAGGAAAAGGCCUUCUAUGUUCUUCAAGCCCAGGCUAUCAACAGGAGGUCCAAUGAACCAGAAGAACCCCAGUCAGAGUUCAUCAUCAAGGUGCAGGACAUCAAUGACAAUGUCCCACAGUUCGUGAAUGAACCGUAUGUGUCCAGCAUCCCUGAGAUGUGUCCAAUGGGGACCACAGUGGCCCAGGUGACAGCCACAGAUGCUGAUGAUCCCAUGUUUGGAAACAACGCCAAGCUCAUCUACUCCAUCCUGCAGGGGGAGCCCUACUUCUCUGUGGAGCCAAAGACAGGGAUUAUUUUAACAUCUUGGCCAAACAUGGACCGCGAGGCCAGAGAACAGUACCUGGUAGUCGUGCAGGUGAAAGAUAUGCUAGGCCUCAGUGGCGGUUACUCCUCUUCCACCACUGUCACUGUCAGCCUGACUGAUGUCAACGACAAUGGACCCACAUUCCAGCACCACCUGUACACCUUUGCCGUCCCUGAAAAUGCAGCUGUGGGCACCACAGUCGGCAGGUUUAUGGCACAUGAUGGAGACACUGGCAUCAAUGCCAGGAUGACCUACAGUCUGGAGCCUGACCUGGAGGAAAGCUCCACUUUUGUCAUCAAAACAGACCCAGUGACACAGGAGGCAGUGGUUCUGCUAGCCAAGCCUUUGGACUAUGAAACUAAAAGGCGUUUUGUAAUGGCCGCUGAAGCAGUCAAUGAUCACGUGGACACUCGGUUUCUGACUCUGGAGGAGUUUACGGACAGGACAACGCUCAAGAUUGUUGUGGAGGAUGUGGACGAGCCGCCAGUCUUCCUCUCAGCGGUCUACGAGUGGAAAGUUCCUGAAAAUGCAGCAGUGGGAACUGUGGUUGGCAGUGUCAGUGCCAGAGAUACUGACACAGUCAACAAUCCCAUCAGAUAUUCAAUUGACAAAAGGAGUGAUAAACCAAAAGCUUUCAAAAUAGACCCAAACAAUGGAACUAUAACUGUCGCUAAAGCUUUGGACCAAGAGACUACAAACUGGCACAAUGUGACUGUUGAAGCCAAGGAAACAACGCAGAACCAUUUAUCCUCCUCUGUGGUGGUGUUCAUCAAAGUGCUGGACAUAAACGACAAUGUGCCAAGGCUUGCAAGAGAUUACCAGCCAUAUAUCUGUGAGGGAACACAGGCGGGAGAAGUCAUUCAGUUGCUCAGUGCUGUUGAUCCGGACGAUCCUGUGGAGGGACACCACUUCUACUACUCUAUGGUCCCCGAGAAGCACAUCAAUCCAAACUUCACUCUCAGAGACAAUCAAGACAAUACAGCUAGCAUUGUGGCCCGCAGGAGUACAUUUACCCGCAAGGAUCGAACACAGUAUCUCCUGCCUGUUGUGGUGACGGACAGCGGUUCUCCGGCACUCUCCAGCACCAGCACUUUGACCAUCAACGUGUGCAGCUGCCAGACUGCCGGCCAUUGUCCCACCGGGGGGGUAGAGGCCCUUGCCCUGUCUAUGGGGGUCAGCCUGCAAACCUUGUUUGGGAUUCUGAUCUGCCUUGUCACACUCACUGUGCUGUCAAUUCUAAUGCUGAUGGUGAGGAGGCACAGGCGGAAGCAGCAGGAGGGAUUGGAGGUGGAGGUGAAAGAGCUGGAGCUGCCUGAGAUGGUGUCGCAGAAGGUGCUGUAUUACGGAGAACUAGGGGGUGGAGGAGCAGGCCUGGACUUCUGCCAGCCCGGCGUACCGCUGCGCCACCACCCUAGGAGGAAGGACAGGAGGCUGCGGAGGGAGGAUGUCAGGGCCAGCAUACGCAUGUCCCUCAGGGAAUCCCACCUCAUUGGUCCGGACGAUGAGCUCUUCAGGCAGUUUAUUUUGGACAGGCUGACAGAGGCAGAUCAGGAUCCUUACGUUCCCCCAUUUGACUGCCUAAAAACCUAUGCAUAUGAGGGGUCCGGGUCUCCCACAGGGUCCCUGAGCUCGCUGGAGUCAUCUUCUUUGGAGCCUGAACCUGAGCAACGUCUUUGUAAUCCCAGACCCUACGUGGUUAAACUCACUCCUUGGUAUGGGGGAGAAGACAAAGACACUAUAUUCUGACGGGGCUCUUCUUCUUCUCCUAAAACGGCUGUUCUUCUCUUUUUUUUGCACGGUGGACCUGUUCAGUUUAUUUCCAAUUAUAUGAUGUUGCACUUUCAACAUUUUAACAUUUUGAAAACUAGGCUUAUUCUCUUUCUUGCCCAGAGUUAGAUGAGAUGAUUGAAACCACUCUCAUGUGUGUACAGUAAAGUGUGUACGGUAAGCAAUAGCAGCAUCUUAGCUUAGCUUAGCAUAAAUACUGGAAACAGAGCGAAACUGCUAGCCUGACUCUUUCUUUGAAGGCUUGAGAAGUGCUGGUAUGCCUUCUUCUUUGUGGCUUUCCCCCACUGUUCCCGGUCUUUAUGCUAAGCUAACCUAACUGGCAGCUGGCUGUAGCUUUAUCUUUAUUAUACAGACAUGUAAGUAAUAUUUCAUUCUCAUGCUCACAGCGAAAAAGGGGAGUGUAUUUCACAAAAUGUUGAUCUAUUCCUUUAAACAUAGAAAUCAAACCGUAACAAUAAUAAUUUCAUGUGUGUCUUGCGUGUCUGGACCCAUUUUUGUUUUCUGUAGUUUAAAAAAAAUUCUGUGUGUAACUUUCAACAUGGAUUACAUGUUACAGCAACAAAAGGGGUUUGAGCACAUGUUUAACUUUGUCUGUCAGAUAUAAAUGUGUAUGUUAAACUAUGUCUUAGUGCCUUAAAGUCAAAGGGCAAGAAGUUUCUUCCUACACUCACUCUAAUGCAACAAUCAAAUGCCAUCCAUUAAAUGUCAUCUAUGCUAUACAUUUGUACUACUGUCCCAUCCCAUUCCCACAAAGAAAUCUUUUCCCAUCCCAAUCCAGGAAGAAUGACUCCUAUGCUGUCGUGUUUUUUGCAUAUAAAACUGACCUAUUGUUAA
This is a messenger RNA of Etheostoma cragini (Arkansas darter), 4037 nucleotides long. RefSeq names its product cadherin 19, type 2 (gene cdh19). The record is from RefSeq and is a predicted model, not a curated record. Lineage: Eukaryota; Metazoa; Chordata; Actinopteri; Perciformes; Percidae. Gene Ontology annotation, biological process: adherens junction organization; cell morphogenesis; multicellular organism development. Bases 738 to 3161 code for a protein of 807 amino acids. Gene Ontology annotation, molecular function: calcium ion binding; cadherin binding. The transcript is spliced from 12 exons. Gene Ontology annotation, cellular component: adherens junction; plasma membrane; catenin complex.